AUGAUUGUUCUUCUUAAUUUCCACUCGUCAAUCGAGAACAGCCCUUGUAGUGGAUCGAUUUUAAAUAAUUAUUUCAUCCUAACAGCUGCUCAUUGUAUUGAAAAAAUCGCUCCAUUAUAUAUUACAAUUAAGGCUGGUAUCCAUUAUCCAAUAGAUGAAAAUGCAACCAUUCAUAUCGUAGAUAGCAUCUAUCUCCAUCCUAAGUAUAAAGGUCAUACUGAUGGAUAUGUUAAUGAUAUAGCACUUUUGAAAUUAAAUAAACCAUUGAAUUUCAAUGAUAACCUCUAUGUUACUCCAACAUGUAUACCUACUAUAAAUGCAUCAAGAAAUAUAUCACAAUAUCCGAAAAAUGGUACACGAUUAACUGUAAUCGGUUGGAACUCAAUAAGACAAGGUAAAGUGGAUAUAUUUAAUCCUCUUCAACAAAGAGAAAUCUUCUUUAUUGAUAACAAUAAUCCAAUGUGUCUUCGUUCGUUUAUUGAUCCAGAAAAACAAUUUUGUACUGGUUUUUUAAAAGAUGGUAGAGAUCCAUGUUAUGGCGAUUCUGGUGGACCGAUCUUACAAUGGAUGAGUAAUCGAUGGGAACAGGUAGGUAUAGCAAGUUACUCUAGAUGUGGAAUUCCAGGUUAUCCAAGCAUCUAUACUCGUCUUGCGUAUUAUAUCGAUUGGAUAAAUUCUAUUAUAAUAAGUCACAAUGAAUCAUUAUAUACAGUAACAACUCGCAAUUCUCCAGUUACUUAUAAUUGUGAUAGAAACAAUGUGACAUGUGGUUGUGGAUAUGCAAAUGUUGAAAUAAUUCAAUCUCGUAUUAUUGGCGGUACAAAUGCUGUCGAAGCGAGUUGGACAAUGUUUGUUUCUCUACGUAUUUUAAAUGGCAAUAAACAUUUAUGUGGUGGAACACUUCUAUCAAAUUCAUAUAUUCUAACUGCUGCUCAUUGUGUUCAAUCAUUUUCAUUGAUAGAUCCUUUCGAUUUAACCAUUGUCGCUGGAAUUACUAAUCGUUCUGAUUCUUCUCAAUAUAUUAGUUAUAUUCGUCGAAUUUAUAUACAUCCAAACUUUACGCAUCAAAGUAAUAGAUUUAUAAAUGAUAUAGCCAUAUUAGAACUUUAUGAUCCAUUAUUAAUUGAUUCAAAUCCAUUAUUAAGUAGAACAUGUGUUCCUCACAUUAGUUCAUCUAUAUUAAAUAAUCAAUAUCCUAUAAAUGGUACACGAUUAGUUAUUAUUGGAUGGGGAACAAUUGAACAUGAACAAUAUAUUGAACCUGAUAUUUUACAACAAUUAGAAAUAUUUGUAAUUGAUAAUAAUCAUCCAAUGUGUUCGAAUUUAAUUAAUAAUAUUGAAAGUCAAUUUUGUGCAGGAGUUUAUCAAGAAAGAAAAGGAGAUUCUGGUGGAGCAAUACUUCAAUGGACAGGACAAUAUUGGCAACAAAUUGGUAUCAUAUCUAGUGAUUUUACGUGUGAAAAUAGUAGUAUUCCAAAUAUUUAUACUCGUUUAUCUUAUUAUCGAUCUUGGAUGGAUGAAAUUGUUAGUAAGACUGGUGAACAUCUUGAACCAACUCAUACAAUGUCUAAUACUACAACAAUAACGACAACCAUUUCAUCAUCAUGGUACUACACCAAUAGUACACAAACAUCAAUUGAAACAACACCAAAUAUGAAUUGUUCUUUGAAAUAUCAAUUGAACAUGAUUUUAUUUAAAAUAAUCCUUUUCAUUAUAUUUAUUUUAAUUAAUUAA
This is a messenger RNA of Rotaria sordida, 1734 nucleotides long. Lineage: Eukaryota; Metazoa; Rotifera; Eurotatoria; Philodinida; Philodinidae. The record is from the annotation of a GenBank genome assembly.